AUGAAUAAAGCCAAUGCUGUAGAGCGUCUUGAGCAAAUCAAGCAGCAACUCAACUUGCUGCCUUCGCCCAUGUCGCUUCAGGCUCCCAAAGACAUGCAAAAGGAACGUGCAAGCGCAUCAUUCAACAUUGAAGCUCUCUCCCACUUUUGGGUCGGUGGAAAGGAGAAAUUUGAACGCAGAAAAAAAGCAUUAGAAUUCAUUGAAAAGGAUGCUGAACUUGUGGUGCAAGCGCCUAGAAAUAUCCUCGAGUUUGGAAGAGAGGAGAUGAGAGAAUAUGCUAUGGGGCAAAUCAACAGAAUCGUUCGCCUGGGUCGCGAAAUCAAUGACAGAGAGUUUCUGGAGGACAUUAGCCGGGCAGUGAUUCUCUACUCUGAGAGUUUUGCAUUGCGCAUCGGCGUACAUGAAGCACUAUUUCGUAACGUAGUCCAAAUGUUAGGAAACAAGCAGCAGCAAGAGCAAUGGAUAGAGAACGUGAAUGAAUUCAAGAUCAUUGGAUGCUUUGCCAUGACUGAAUUGGGCCAUAGUUCAGCACUGAGGGACAUUGAAACAACAGCGACGUUUGACGUUAAAACAGACGAGUUUAUCAUCCAUUCACCCAACAUUACAUCGACCAAAUGGUGGAUUGGUAUGGCAGGUCAAACAGCUACACACACAGUGGUGAUUGCACAAACCUUGAUCCACGGCAAAAAUGUCGGGUUGAAUUGGUUUAUUGUCCAGUUGCGUGAUACGGUUACUGGCAAAGUAGUGCCUGGAGUGCAAGCGGGCGAUGUAGGCUCCAAAGUAGGCCAUCAGGGUGUGGACAAUGGCUGGAUCCAGUUCAACCAAAAGCGCAUUCCCAGAACAAACAUGCUGACCAAAUGGGUGAGCAUGGACAGAAGCGGUGAAUUCCAGCCUGCGCCUAAUCCUGCAGUCAUGUAUGCCACCUUGAUUCCAGAGCGAUUCUCUCUGGUUACUAUCACACUGACUUUGGUCACACAGGCAUUGACGAUUGCUACGCGUUAUGGUGUUGUUAGACGUCAAGGAUCAAAGAACCAGCAAAUCAUGGAUUACCAGUCUCACUAUGUCAAGUUGUUGCCUGCAAUUUCCUUCAUGUACAUGGUGCAAAACUCGUUCAAGACGCUGGAUGACCAGUUUGCCAUCUUGACAGCUGGUGGUGAAAUGGACCCUAUUGUCUACCUCAACCACAUGGGUGACAUGCACUCCAUUUCGGCCUCUUUGAAGGGGUUGUCUGGUGCUUAUGCCACUGAGAUUCUUGAAAUCUGCCGCCGCUCUUGCGGUGGCCAUGCCUACUCUGCUUACAAUGCAUUGGGCAACUUGAUCUCUGAUUUUGGUGUCAUGACAACGGGUGGCGGUGACAAUGUGGUCUUGCUGCAACAAGCUGCUCGCUAUCUGCUAUAUCGCUUGAGCCAAAAACUGGAAUUUGACGAGUACCCAGAGCUCAAAUACCAGAGUGCAACGCAUUACAUUGCCCGCGCCAAAGAGCUAUUGAAAAUGGAGCGCUGGUCUGUCCAUGUCAUUGCGGAUGCCACCAAAGAUUUUGCAUUGAUUGAAGAGGCGUUACAUGUCAUUUUAGUCAAGCGACUUUACAGUAUACAGCAAGCUUUGAACGGCGGAGCUACCCACAAUGAUCUGUUGUUGGAGUCGGUGCGUGUUGCUGAGCUCCACUGUGCUGCCUUUUUGUUUUCGGUCAAUGCUCGACAAUUUGCUAGCGUGCCUGGUUCUGAUAUUGAUCCCAGUGUCCAGCGCAUCAUGCGACAGAUGACAGCUCUGUGGGGCUUGCAUAUACUGCGUGUGUACGGCGACCAAGGCUAUUUGGAAGGCUUCCUCAGUCCCAAGCAAAUGAAGGACAUUGAGAAGGAAUACCUCGAGCUUUGCAAGAGCAUGCGAUACCAAGUGAUCGGCCUUACUGAUGGGUUUGGGCUGCCUGAUUUUGUUUUAAAAGCGCCUAUUGCUAAAUACGAUGGCAAUAUUUAUCAAGCUUAUUUCGAAACACUCUUGCAAGCACCCGCAAGUACCGGAGUAGCACCUUAUCAUGCCAAGCUGAUUAAGCCAUUGACUGAAAAGUUUGAAAGCAAAUAA
Molecule: messenger RNA, 2079 nt
Organism: Mucor velutinosus
Lineage: Eukaryota; Fungi; Mucoromycota; Mucoromycetes; Mucorales; Mucoraceae
Exons: 7
Coding region: 1-2079 (692 amino acids)
Biological process (GO): lipid homeostasis; fatty acid beta-oxidation using acyl-CoA oxidase
Cellular component (GO): peroxisome
Molecular function (GO): acyl-CoA oxidase activity; FAD binding; fatty acid binding
Source: RefSeq, a predicted model, not a curated record